Messenger RNA from Apis florea (little honeybee), 4871 nucleotides. RefSeq names its product Epidermal growth factor receptor pathway substrate 15 (gene Eps-15). NCBI's taxonomy places the organism in Eukaryota, Metazoa, Arthropoda, Insecta, Hymenoptera, Apidae. Gene Ontology annotation, molecular function: cadherin binding; calcium ion binding. Gene Ontology annotation, biological process: endocytosis; endosomal transport. The record is from RefSeq and is a predicted model, not a curated record. Gene Ontology annotation, cellular component: cytoplasm; clathrin coat of coated pit; plasma membrane.
UAUAUGAAGUCUAGUUUACAUGAUCGUAUUGGAAAGAAGAUGAAAUAUGAGACAGUAAUCAAACAUUAUAAGUAGUAGAAGUAAUUCAUAUUGUUAAUAAAUUUUAUUUAUUUUAUUUGUUAAUUUAAAUAAUUUGAAAGAAAAAAUAUAACCACUAUUUAAUAUUCUAUUAGUAUAUCUGACAAUAAUAAAAUUCAUCUAUAAAAUGUUAAGUAAAAUAGUUAACAUCAUAUCGAUUCAUAGUCUGAUUGGUUAAGCCAGUGUUCAAUGCAAGUAUGGCCGCCCUGCCAUCACCCACGCAGGUGGCUGGAAGCCAUACUGCUAUAUAUGAGGCUUAUUAUAACCAGGUGGAUCCAAAUGGAUAUGGACGCAUUGGAGCAAUGGAAGCUGCAAGAUUUCUUAAGAAAUCUCAGUUAAGCGAUGUUAUAUUAAGUAAAAUAUGGGAUAUGGCAGAUCCACAAUCACGUGGAUCAUUAGACAAGUCUGGUCUUUUUGUUGCUCUUAAACUUUGUGCAUUAGCUCAAGCAGGGAGAGAUCUUAAUAUGUCAAAUUUAAAUAUAGAAUUGCCACCUCCAAAAAUGGGUGAUAUUCCUAUAAUACCCCAAAAAAAUGUUAUAAAUACUUUACCAGUAAUAACAUCUGUCAAUAAUGGAGAUUGGUCCAUUAAACCUUCAGAAAGAGCCAAAUAUGAUCAACUUUUUGAUAGUUUGCAACCUUCAAAUGGAUAUAUACCUGGUAAUAAAGUAAAGGAUGUUCUUAUGGAUAGUAAACUUCCUUUAGAUACACUUGGAAAGAUUUGGGAUCUUGCAGAUAUGGAUAAAGAUGGUAUGCUAGAUAGACAUGAAUUUGUUGUUGCUGUUCAUUUAGUAUAUAAAGCUUUAGAGAAAUAUGCUAUACCAAGUGUACUUCCACCAGAAUUAAUGCCACCAGGGAAAAGAAAAGAUUCUACUGCACCAAUAUCAAAAUCUCCUGCAUCAAUGAGUGUAAUGACAACAGUUCCACCACCAAUUCCACCUUUACCCAAUGUAUCUUCAAUGAAGAAUAUGACUGGUUUGGAUACAACAAAGGUAAAUAUGCAAUGGGUAAUUUCAUCUGAGGAUCAAAUAGCAGCAGAUAAACUGUUUUUGCAAGCUGAUUUAGACAUGGAUGGAUAUGUCUCAGGUAUUGAAAUCAAAGAUGUCUUCCUUCAAAGUGGACUUCCACAAACUGUAUUAGCUCAUAUAUGGAGUCUUUGUGAUACAUGUCAAAGUGGAAAGUUAAAUAAAGAACAAUUUGCUUUAGCCAUGUGGCUUAUUAAACAGAAGCUUAGAGGUAUUGAACCACCUGCAACUUUAAGCCCUGAUAUGAUACCACCUUCUAUGCGGAAACCAUCUGAGUCUAUUGUGGAAAACAAUAAUGUAUCUGGUUAUUCAAAUCCAGAAUUGGACAUGAUAAGUAAAGAUAUAGCAGAACUUGUAAAAGAGAGGCAAAGUAUGGAACAAGACAUAGCACAAAAAGAAGCUGAUAUAAAGAUAAAAAAUGGUGAAAUUAAAAGUUUACAAAGUGAAUUGGAUACAUUGGCUGCUACAUUGAAACAAUUGGAGAAUCAGAAAGGUGAAGCACAAAAACGAUUGAACGAUUUGAAGGCUCAGAAGGCAGAAGUAGAUAAAGAUUUGAAUGAGAUCGAGCAGAAGAUACAUGAGGAACAAAAAAAGGUUGAUAAAUUACGUCAACAAGCAGAAGAACAAGAAUCAGUAUUGCGUACUCAAGAAGAAGAACUGAAUUUUAAACGACAAGAAUUAGAAGGCUUGAGACAAGAAGAGCAGCAGUUAGAACAGCAACAAAAUAAAAGCAGGGACCAAUUAAACGAACUUACUAAAAAUUUACAGGAUACUCAGCUGCAAAUUUGUCAAGCAAAAGCAAAAAUUACUCAUUUACAAGAACAACAACGCCAAAUGAGUGAUGCAAUUGCACUUUAUGAUUCUGCACUUGCAGCAGGAGAUGCCACUCUUGUACCUGAUACUAGUCUACAAUUUAAUCCUGAAAUUGAAAACUUAGAAUAUGAAAAGACGAAUGAGGAAGACAAAAUUCAAAAUAAGAAAAGUUCCUUUUCUAAAACAAACGAAAAAACAAUAGAUGGAUUUGAACAAGAUCCUUUUGCAGAAGCAUUUAAUGUAUCAACAUCAGAUCCAUUUGGAAAUGCAUUUUCAUCCCCAAAUAUCACUGGAGGAUUCACAGCUGAUCCAUUUAGUGUAUUUGAUGAUAACAAUGUCGCAAAGCAAGAUCCAUUUGAUCCAUUUGGAGAUGGAAAAAGAAUUGACACUAAAACUACUUCUGCAACAGCAGCAACAAAAGAUCCAUUUGGAGAUGAUCCAUUUGCAAAUCUUCAUGCUCCACCACGACCAGAAAGUCCUAGUCCUGCUCUUCCUCCAAAAAAAGCAAAACAACCACCACCACGACCAGCACCUCCAAGACCAGCUCAAGGACCUACUGGUCCUUUACGAGCAGCACCAGCACCACCUACCCCUUCUCCUACUCCUGAUCCUUUUGCAAAUGCUUUCUCUACUCAACAAGGAAUUAUGGAUAAUAAUAACAGCAAUAAUUUUAAUACAUCUACUGGAUUUGCAGAUUUUGCUAAUUUUGAUUCCAAGCCGGAACCAACACUGAAUCGUACGGCACCACCCAGACCAACCAGCAGAACAGUAUCAACGGUAACUUCAAAGCUGCCUGACUUCACGGAAGAUCCCUUCAGAGACUAUCGAUAUGAAGACCUUUUUAAUAUAGCAGAUCCUUUCGCCGACGAUACAGAAGAUUUCAAUGCAAAUAAAAAUGAAACAAUGGCAGGCAAUGCAGAUCCAUUUAGUUAUGGAACAAUUUCAGCACUUUCGCGUAAAAAUUCAUUUACAAAAAGCUUUGAUACUGAUUUCUCAAAUACUUUAUCUUUCACUAAAAACAAGAUUGAUAAAGACAAUGCUAAAUUCGAUACUGAUUUCGUGAAAGCAUUUUCUGAUGACAACCGAAAUAUAAAAACCAUUGAAUCCGAUGCAUUUUCAAAUAUUAAGAUAAAAACGAUCGAUAUAGAUGAAGCAUUUUCUACUAAGAAUGAAAAAUCUACUAGAAGACACGGACAAGAUUUAGCACACAAUAAAUCUAAAAAUUCUAGUUUUAAUGAUAAAAAAUCGAAAAGCGAAAUUGGUAAAAUUUGGAACGGCAAUAACACACCUCUAACAUUAAGCGAAGAAGAGCAAUUUGUUUGGGCAUCCCAACAAAGCUUAAAGACCGAAGAAGAAAGGCGUAGACGCAAAAAGCAAGAAGAAGCGGAAUUAGCUUUAGCUCUUGAAUUAAGUAAACAAGACAAAUCUGGAAAAUUAUAAAUUUUAUCGAUAAAAUAUUUUUUUUUUUUCAAUUUAUUUGAUUGAAUUGAAACAUAUAAAUAUAUACAUGUAUAUUUUUUCGGGCACAACGAUUUUACGAAUCUUAAUAACAAAAUCAGAACUGAGCAUAUAUGAUAUGUUAACUUAUUAUUAAUGAUUAUAAGAUCUGUGCUAAUGAAGGCUAUGAAAGAUAAUCUGUAAUGCUUAUUUUUAAUACUAUUUAGUAUAUCAUAAUUGCUGUGACAUAUUGACAGAAAAUAUUUAAAACAAACAGAAAUAGAAAUUGAUCAGAUAUAUAUGUUUUCAACAAUCUAGAAACAUUUUAAUUAUGCAAAAUCAAAAUACAUUUCAUCACAAGAUUGGUUAAAUUUUGAUCUAUUCGAUUUUCAUUCAACACAAGACAAAUAUUGAACUAUAUUCUUACAAUUAAAUCUAUUGAUGCAUUAAAAAUGCUAUACAAAUAUUAAAAAAAAGUUACAUUAAAAUGCGCUCUUUUCAACACUCUAGAUUAUCACAGAGACGAUUUUGUAAAAAAAAAAAAAGAGGGAGAAGAAAAAAAGAUUAAUCAUUGCCUUGCAAUAUCGAAUUCUAAGAUAAUGACAUUUACUUAUAUACUCGUAGCUGAUUGUACACUAUUGCUAACUUAAAUUAGCAUAUAAAACAAAAUAUAAUGGCAGAUUAUUGGAUUGACAAUAAAAAAUGUUAUGUACUUGUAUUCCGUGAGUUCAAAGGGAGGGGAAUAGUAAUAUAAAUGAUUAUCAUUUGAGCAGAUGAAUGAUUCUGAACAUCGUUAUAUAAAAUGCAUAUAUCAUUAUAUAUAUACAAUAUACAUCUGUACAUUUGCGAAUAGCAGUGGAAUAUAACAUUUUUAUUUGUUUGGUCUGCACUAUAAAUGAUGUCACUAUGCAUGAUAUUCAAAUUCGAUACUUGUCUUCGCCAAUAUUUACUAAAAUUGAAUAAGUAACAUAAAAAAAUAAAUUCUGGCUAUAUAAAUAUUAGUAGAUAGAAAUGUACAUGAUAUAUUAUUAAAAACUAUUACUAUUAUUAGUAUGCUUUUCAAUAUGUUAUUAUUGUGUAUAAAAAGAAAUUACAAGUUAAGAUACAAAUUUUGUGUUUCUUUAAAUAGUAUUAAAAUGUAAUGAAAACAACAUAAAAUUUCUUGUUUUGUUUAAUAGAAUAUGAAUUUAUAGCAGAUGAAUAAAAGGUGCAAAUAGUAAAAAAUGAUAUUUGUUAUGUUGAGUAAUAUAAGUGAACCGUUUUAAUAAUGUUUGUGAGAAUGCCAUCUGAUUCAGCCUUCGGUCUUAGUACGUCCUAAAGAAAUAAGGUGUUCAGAAAGAGCGUAGCUCCAUGUUUGUCAUCGAAAAUCCUGCGUAGCAUGGUAUUCGAACCAAAUACAAAGGGCCGCGUUUAUCUUUACUUUUAUUACUAUAGUUAUAUAACUUUACAACGACAACGUAUUACAUAGGCUGUAUAUAUUACUAUAUUAUUUCAUGAUAAUUAUUAUGAUAAUUGUGUUAU